AUGCAAUUUUUGCUCAUAAUCAUCGUUCUUACCUAUGUUGAAGUUCUUUAUUGCUAAUGGCAAAACAAUUUAGCUUUAUUAACAUCAAACACAUUAUUUACCUAAUAAACUGGCCCAUAUGCAUCUUAACAAUCAGGAACCUUUUUGCAAUUUAAUACAUAAAUCACAGCCUAUUUUAUCACGUGCACAAACCCAAAAACAAGCUAUAUAACCCUAAAUAGUUAAUAUCCUAGUGUUGAAACAGAUUAAAACUACUUUUUAUAAAGUGGAUAUUUUGUAGCUUUUGAUUUAUUUUUUAAAAGUACUUGGGAUAUUUAAGUUAUAAGGUUUAAAUUUGGUUCAUUUGAAUAUUAAUAUAUUUAUUAUGAACCAUCAGAUCAUCCUUUGACUUAUAAAUUUUGUGAUAAUAAAAUUGUCGAUGUAAAAACAGUAAAUUUUUCAAUUACAACAACUAAUUAUGAAAAAAUUUAGUUUAUUUUCUCUUAUUUCAAUAUUGGGUGGGUUUCAAUUAGAAAUUUUUAUAUAUCUUCUUUUAAUUGUUAUCCCUCUUGCUCCUCUUGUAGUGGUUCUGGAUUCAACGAAUGUACAGAUUGCUAUUUCCAAACCCCUACUAAUGGAAUUUGCCCCUCUUGCCCAACAAAUUAAUAUUAUGCGAAGCAUAUAGGAUGCAAGCCAAUUUGUGAUAUUGGAUCUUCUUUAAUUAAGAAGGGAUUCUGUCAAAAUUAUCCAACUCAAAGUUUCAUAUCUACUUAAUUUACACCUAAUGUUUCAUCCCCAGAAAAUAUGAAAUGGUCAUUAAUCCUUGAUCCACUACAUGUUGACAAUACUUUGCUUCCAAAUAUUUAUGUAAACUAUCAAUACAUAUACGGGAUAUUUAAAUAUCAUUCAGGAGUUAACAGAUUUAUUAACGAACUAUCUUCUAAUUAUUCAACUUACUUAAUUGGAUUCAAGAUUACAUUAAUAACAUUCAAUGAUAUCCCACUUGGUUGUGGAAUCUAAAUAAAUAUUAAUAAUACCUAUUAUGGAUCAAUUUCUAGAAAUGACUAAGGAAUUCAGGCACAUCAGUUAAGUAUUUAUGAAACUUCAGACUUUGGUUCAUAUCCAACGUAUUCCUCCGUCAAAAAAUAUGUUUUAGUUACAUACUAUGAUAUCCCUAAGAACCCAUUACUAUUUUCAGCUGUCGGAAAUUUUAGUGAUAACUCUGCUGGUUGGGGAAUAAUGUAAGUGUAAGCUACUUCAGGUUAUUGCCCUUAAUUUUGUAAAUUAUGUGAAGUACCAUUCAAAUGUAAAACCUGCAAUAGUGGAUACUAUUAUUAUAAAGAUGGUACUUGUAUAAGUAGCUGCUCAUUGCCAUAUUAGAAAAUAGUCGAUUCUUAUUGUUAAGAUUAUGAUGAUGAAACACCAUACUCUAUGUUUUUAGUUUAAGAAUAUAUAAACACUGCAAAUGAUCCUGAAUAAUAUUCUUAAUAUACUUUGAUUUCUAAAAAUGGAAUCAAUUUUUUAAAAGGAUUAGAUAUUUAUUAUUCAUAUUGGUAAUCAUAUCGAGUCUUUGGAGGCCCUUUUGUUUGGGCCUAGGCUAAAUUUAAAAGAGUUCAUAACAUACUUGAUCCUCAUCAUAGUCUCACUAUUGCCUUUUAUAUCCUUUAUGGUCCAACAUUUCCUUCAAAUGGAUAUUUCAUAUAUACAAUAGAAAAUAAAUCACCAGUUUAUAAAUCAAGCUCUAAUGCAUAAUCAGAUUAUUCUGAUGGUUCAAAAUAUGAUAAAGUAUAUGAAAGAAUAUCCCACAAUACAAAUACAUUAACAAUUUAUUGGGAAUGUUAUGGACUCAAUAAUGAACCAAUUGAGGCCUAUUGUGGAUUCUAUAAUUAUUAUAUAGCUGUUCAUAAAUGCAAACCUUAUUGCUUAUAAUGUUCAGAUUAAAAUACAUGUACAUAAUGGAAUAGCACAUAUGAUUAGAAUAUUGUCAAAUUUUCAUAAGCAGAAUGUGAUAUUCAUGAAUACUAUGAUAAAGAAUAAGUUAGAUGCAUAUAAUGUCCAAUUCCUUGUUUAUAUUGUAGAUCUAAAUUAGAUUGUUUAAGUUGUUAACCUACUUAUACUUUAAGUAAAUUAGGAUGUACUUGUAAAUAGAAUUAAUAUGAACAAUCAAAUCAAUGCUAUGAUUGUCCAAUUGAAUGUAAUUAAUGUUUAAGUUAAACUUAUUGUAUAGAAUGCUUAAUUAGUAAUAAUAGAUAAUUAUAAAAUGGGUAAUGUAUUUGUAUUGAUGGAUAUUAUCCAAUCAUAUCAAAUCCUUAAUGUCUUUUAUGUCAUCAAUUAUGUUAAACUUGUACUGGGCCAACUUCUAAUGAGUGUUUAACUUGCAAGAAUAUUCUUAAUAUUGAAUAAAUAGGAACAACAUGUAAAUGUUCAAUUGGAUUAUAUUAUAAAGAUUCAACAUAAACUUGUUCUAAUUGUCAUUCAUCCUGUUAAUCAUGUUUUAGUUCUGCUAUUAAUGGUUGUUUAACAUGUAAUCUAUCUUUAUAGAGAAUAUUAAAAGGAUUAAAAUGUGAAUGUAAACCUGGUUAUUAUGAAGUAAAUGAUAUUUGUAUAAAUUGUCCAAAUACAGAAGAUAAUUCAUUAACUUAAUGUUAUAAAUUAUGUAAUAAUAAUUAAUAGAUAUGGCAUACAACUAUAUGUAGUUCUUGUGAUGGAGGAUUCCAAUUACAAUAUGGAGAAUGUUAACCUAUUUGUGGAGAUUCAUAAAUAAAAGGAUAUGAAUAAUGUGAACAUAAUAAUAAUGUUGUUGAUGAUUUAUGUUAUAAUUGUUAAUAUCAAUGUCCAGCUCAUUGUUUAACUUGUGAUUAAUCUACUAAUUUACCAUGUCCAGACAUUUGUGGUGAUGGAUAUAUAACUGGAAUUGAAGAAUGCGAAGAUGGCAAUGCUAUUUAAUAUGAUGGAUGUUAUCAUUGUAAAUUUUAAUGUUAACCUUCAUGUACUAAGUGUAUAAAAGGAGAAUGUUAAGAAUGUGGUACUGUGGGUUGGUUUAUUGAUCCUGCAGUCACACCUUAGUAAUGUAAAGAAAGAUGUGGAGAUUCACUAAUUGUUGGAAUUGAAUAAUGCGAUGAUGCAAAUACUUCUGAUGCAGAUGGAUGCAAAGAUUGUAAAUAUUUUUGUAGAAUUGGUUGUUCAUCUUGUGAUUACUCUACAGGUUCUUGUCUAAGUUGUGAAUUCCCUGGAUUUGCUCCAUAUUAUUAUUUUUGCACAAAUAUUUGUGGAGAUGGUUUAGUCGUCACAGAUCCUUAUGGAUACUAUUAUGAAUAAUGUGAUGAUGCUAAUACAUCUAAUUAUGAUGGUUGCAGUAGUUGGUGCUAAUUUUAAUGUUAACCAUCUUAUAUCUGCACUAAUUGCGUUAACAACAGAUGUGAAACAUGUGCUUAAUAUUAUUAAUUAUCUGAAAAUAAAAUUUGUAUUCCAAUUUGUGGUGAUUAAUAAUAAUUGUUUGAUGAGAAUUGUGAAGAUAGUUUUAUAUUACCAUAUAAAGGGUGUUAAAAUUGUAUCCCUAAGUGUUAAUCCUCUUGUAUAGAUUGUGAUAAUAAUGGAAAAGGUUGUUUGGCUUGUCAAUUUGGUUACGAAAGAAUUGAUAAUUUGUGUUUUUCAAUUUGUGGCGAUCAGAUAGUUACAGAUGAUGAAUAAUGUGAUGAUGGUAAUUUUAAAUUAGCAGAUGGAUGUCAUUUCUGUUAAUUCAGUUGUUAGGAUUCAUGUGGUAAUUGCAUUUCAGGACUCUGUUAUAAUUGUUUAGAUGGUUAUCAAUUAAUAUAAAAUAAGUGUCAUCCAAUCUGUGAAGAUGCUAUAUUGAGAAAUGAUGAAUAAUGCGAAAUUAUAGAUUAAUCUAUCUCAGAAGGGUGCGUUAAUUGUCAAUUCAAGUGUGAUGUAAAUUGUUAAAUUUGCUUAUUCGGAAUGUGUUAACUCUGCUAAGUUGGUUUUCAUAUGCCUCCUGAUGGGUAAAGUUGUUAAAGAGAUUAUUAAUAAUAAGACAUCUAACUUGAAUACUGUAAAUUAUAGAUAGGGAAUGCUUGUAAAUAGUGUGAAGAUUUCGCAUAAUUGAAUCAAAUAACAAAAACUUGUUCAGUAAACUUGUAAUAUAAAAAGUGUAUGAAGAAUUGUAAAUUAUGCUUAGAUUAAAUUUGUUUGGAAUGUUAUACUGGAUAUUAUGGAUUUAAAUGUAUCCCAUAAUUAGGAGAUGGCAUAGUGGUUGAAGAAGAAAUUUGUUUUGAUUAAAACAACUAUGAUACUAUAGAAUGUUACUCUAAAUGUGAUGUCAAUUGCAUAAGUUGUAUAAUUGGGAUAUGUGACCUAUGUUUAUAAGGCUUUUAUUUAUUCAAUAAUAAGUGCAUACCAAAUAUUAUAACUAAUAUUUUAUAUGUGAAUGACGAUUUAGAUUUAUGUGGAGAUUAUAAAUUAAGCAUCAAUGAAGAAUGUGAGGAUGGCAAUACUUAUCCAUUUGAUGGUUGUUAUUAAUGCAAAUUUUAAUGUGAUGUUAAUUGUAUUAAUUGUCAAUUUGGAAAAUGUGAAAGUUGCAAUAGUGGUUAUAUUCUAAAUAAUAAUUAUAUGUGUGAACCAGAAUGCGGAGAUGGCAUUGUGAUUCCAUUUACAAGUGAAUAAUGCGAUGAAGAAGAUGAAGGGUGUUUAAAUUGUUAAUUUUAUUGUUAACCUUAUUGUCUCUAAUGUAAUGUACAUUAGUGUUUCUAAUGCUUUAACGGAUUUUCAAUAAAUUAAAAUGAAUGCAUACCUGUUUGUGGAGAUGGAAUAUUAUUAAGUGACUUUGAAGAAUGUGAUGAUUAAAAUGAUGAACAAUUUGAUGGAUGUUUUGAAUGUAGAUUUUAAUGUCAGUAAAAUUGUGAAAUAUGUGAAGAAGGUAAUUGCUUAAGAGAAUUUUGUUACGAUGGUACAUAUUGGCUAAAAGACUAAUGUUAAGCUAUUUGUGGAGAUAAAAUAAUUGCAGGUGAUGAAUAAUGUGAUGAUGGAAACUAAAUUCAAUAUGACGGCUGCCAUAAUUGUUAAUUUUAGUGCAAUUAGCAAUGCAAUAUCUGUGAAGAAGGAAUAUGUCUUGAAUGUAUUAUAGAUUAUGCCUUGAUUGAUGCGCUUUGCGUUUUAAACUAAAAGAAACUUAUUAAUAAUACUAAUCCUGGGUCUUUUAAUAACAACUCAAGUAUCAAUAGUAAUGGCAACAGUAAUAACAACAAAAAUAAUACUAUUAAUAGUAAUGGUGUUAAAUAAUAAGAGUCAGUUUUAGAAUCGAAUGAGAUAUGUCGAGACUCAGAAUGCGCAUACUCAAAAAAACCAAACAUGAAACUUACUUAUAAUUAUUAACAAUUUUCUUACUAAUAUGUUGACAUUAGUUUCGAUUAAGAAAUAAAAUUUAGUGAUUCGGUGAUAAAACAACAAGAGCUAUUCAAUAUCAGUAUUCUUGAUUUAGAACCCAAAGAUUAUAAUAUUACUGUUAAUACAAUAUAAGAAGUCUCUUUUGAUCUCUAAAAUGCUUUCUAUUAAGUUGUUGUUGAAAUAUUUCCACAACUUGUAAAUAGGCCAAUCCUUUUUAUUUCACUAAAUUAAGAAGUUAUUAACUCAAAUAAUUAGACACUUUAAGAAAAUAAUUAAACAAUUACCCUUUACAUACCAAAAGUAAUUUCUGAGUCAAUCAAAUCGACAUCCAUAAAAGCAUAAUAAUCAAACAAAGCAUUUAUGAUUGGAGCAAUUUGUUUAUGCGUAAUUUCUUUAAUUUCAGGUGAAAGUUCUGUAUUUGUUGAAACUUUAAAUGUUCUAUAAUAUCAAUCCUACUUAAGAUUUAUUAAUAUUGAAUAUCCUGAGAACCUAUUUAUCUAUUUUUAAGCGUAAGACUUGCUAUCAAUAACUUCUUAUUUACAAUUCUUCUAACUAGAUGAUUAUUUAGACUUUAUAACUAGAAAAGAAUAAUAAUAUGUUGAUUUAAAGGGAAAAUUUAAAGAAUAUAAUAUAGAGGCUGAUCUUUUUACCAAUAUAUUUCCACAGAUGAUUCAAUUUCUUGGAUUGAUAACACUGCUUCGUUUUACUAAAAAAAUUCAUAAUUUAUUAUUCAAAUUACUUUAAUAUAAAAAGGUUAUUUACUAUAUCUAAACUACUAAAUCUAAGAUUUUAAUGGCAAUUAUUAAUUUUAUACUGUAUUUAGGUAAAAGUGUCAAAUAAUUAAUUAGAAUACGAUAUCUCUUUAAUUGUGAUUAAAUUCGAUAACUAAUUUACUUAAAUUCAUGGGAUUUGAUAUUUAAAGUAAUUUUACAACUUAAUUAUAAUCGAAUAGAUAAUAUUCGAAGUAUUUUAACCACUGUAUUUGCAGCUUUAAUAUUUCUCUACUACUUUUAUUUUUUACUCCAAUCUUUCAAAUAAUGCAGUGAUAUCUAUAACAAAAAUACAAAAGCGAAGUUGGAAAUAAAGUUCAUUACGUUAGAUAUGUGCAGAACCAUAUUUUUCCAUAUUGUUCUAAUACUAUUCUAGGAUCAAUAAUUUUUAUAAUGUUUACUACUCUCUGUUAGCAGCUUAUGCUAAUGUUGUCUAUUAUAUAAAUAUAAACGAUGCUCUAAAUGGGAUAAAAUUACAUCCAUAUUAAUUGAAGCCAUUUUAACAGUUUUUAGUUUAAGUUUAUUUUUUUAUAUUGAAAUUGAGUAAGUUUAUAUUUCUUACGAAAACAAAGUUACUUUAGGAUUUAUACACAUGAACUUAUUGAUUUUAAGUCUGGCAAUAGUUCUUGCAAAACAAUUAAUACCUAAAAUAAUAAACAUAUGCAAAUUUUUAUUUUAAUAAAAGAAACCUAAAGUUGCUACAGAAAUACUAUUUUUUUGA
Paramecium tetraurelia is the source of this 6849-nucleotide messenger RNA. RefSeq lists its product as uncharacterized. The transcript is spliced from 5 exons. NCBI's taxonomy places the organism in Eukaryota, Ciliophora, Oligohymenophorea, Peniculida, Parameciidae. The record is from RefSeq and is a predicted model, not a curated record.